Molecule: messenger RNA, 2450 nt
Organism: Mercurialis annua (annual mercury)
Lineage: Eukaryota; Viridiplantae; Streptophyta; Magnoliopsida; Malpighiales; Euphorbiaceae
Product: putative DUF21 domain-containing protein At3g13070, chloroplastic
Exons: 14
Coding region: 350-2380 (676 amino acids)
Molecular function (GO): flavin adenine dinucleotide binding
Source: RefSeq, a predicted model, not a curated record
CCCAUAGUCUCCCACUUGCACUUUCAGAAUCUGCUCCUCCUCCAGUCUUCACCAAACUCAAAACAAUGGAACUCUUCCAGCACCCCAAAACCCUUCAAAUUCGCCAAUUUCACCCCCCAAAAACCCAUCUUCUUUAACAAUUACUACAACUUUAUAAAAAUCUUUUCAUUUAAACCCCCGCCCUUCACUUAUCAUCCUCUAAUUUUACAUUCCAACUCCCUUUUCAUUUCUUCAACUCCUCCAAUUUUGACUCUUAACUUCUCUCAAAUUUCAAUUCUUUUCAAUUCAACCUCCCAACUUCUAAUUUGAGUCACAGUUUUGAAUUCGAGUCAGUGACUGAAAUUCAAUAAUGGAAAUUGCCUGCCAGUCUUCUUUUCUGGGCCGGCCAUUUAUGAUUUCUGGUACAAAACCAUCAUCUUUUUUGCAUUAUAAUAAAGUUUCUAAGCUGAAUGUGAAGCUUUUCCAGAAGAAUUAUCGAUACCCAUCUCGUAGUUUAUCUAAAGUUCUAAACUUUAAUGAUUUUAGACCACUGGGUAUUUCAAAUUCUAGUAAAUUAAGAGGCUUUGAUGUUAGAACUCAUUCAAAUUCGAUAAACAAAGUUGAGGGUAAUCUGGGUAUGAAUGAAAAUAUAGGUAUUGGUAAGAAUUUAGAGUUGGUUAGAUUGUUGAUCAAAGGUGGGGUGGUUUUGGGUGCAAUGGUUUGUGGGGUUUUGGUUUUGGGUUGUAAGAGAGUGUUUGCAGCUGAAGGUGUUGUGACUGCUGGCUAUGGUGUUAUUGAGCAGAGUGUAUUGGUGUUGAGGAAGGCGUGGCCGAAACUUUCUCAGGUUCUUUUGGUUUUUAAAGAGCAGGGUUUGAUAUUGGCUGCACUUUUGAGUUUGUCGGCGUUUUUUUCUAUGGCUGAGACUUCAAUCACCACACUUUGGCCUUGGAAGGUUCGAGAGCUGGCUGAAAAAGAGCCUGAUGAUGGUGUCUUCAAAAUGCUUCGUAGUGAUGUUACACGGUUCCUGACUACAAUUCUUAUUGGCACAACUGUGGUGAACAUUGGAGCAACAGCUUUAGUCACAGAGGCAGCCACUGCAAUAUUUGGCGAAGCUGGUAUUACUGCAGCCACUGGAGUAAUGACUGUUGCAAUAUUGUUGCUUACUGAGAUCACCCCCAAAAGCAUAGCUGUUCACAAUGCCACAGAGGUGGCUAGGUUUGUGGUCAAACCAGUUGCAUGGCUUUCAGUGGUGCUAUAUCCUGUGGGAAGAGUUGUCACAUAUUUGUCUAUGGGAAUGCUAAAGAUGCUUGGUCUGAAAGGGAGAAGCGAGCCUUACGUUACUGAGGAUGAGUUGAAGUUGAUGUUGCGAGGAGCAGAGUUAAGUGGAGCCAUAGAGGAGGAAGAACAGGAUAUGAUUGAGAAUGUGUUAGAGAUCAAGGAUACACAUGUUAGAGAGGUCAUGACACCUCUGGUUGAUGUAGUUGCAAUUGAUGCCAGUGCAACUCUUGUUGAUUUCCAUCAGCUGCGGGUGAUUCAUCAGUAUUCAAGGGUUCCUGUUUUCGAACAGCGUGUGGACAAUAUUAUGGGUAUUGCAUACGCAAUGGAUCUGCUAGAUUAUGCUCAGAAGGGCGAGCUGCUAGAAAGUACAACUGUGGGAGACAUGGCUCACAAACCUGCAUACUUUGUGCCCGAUUCAAUGUCAGUCUGGAAUCUUCUUAGAGAGUUCCGCAUCAGGAAGGUUCACAUGGCUGUUGUUCUUAAUGAAUACGGUGGAACCAUUGGAAUAGUUACCCUGGAAGAUGUUGUUGAGGAGAUUGUUGGAGAGAUCUUCGAUGAAAAUGAUUCAAAAGAGGAGAUACAGAAGAAAACUGGCUACAUUGUUAUGCGAGCAGAGGGAAUAUAUGAUGUUGAUGCAAACACUUCCAUUGAUCAACUCUCUGAAGAGCUAAAUAUCAAAAUGCCUGAGGGACAUCAAUAUGAGACAGUAUCAGGUUUUAUAUGUGAGGCAUUUGGAUACAUCCCAAGGACUGGGGAGAGUAUCAAAUUUAUCCUUGAAAAGGAAAAUCAAGAAGAGGAUGAUGAGCAAAAUGAAGGCAAAUCUGAUCGACAAGAUCAGAAUGAUAAGAAUCAGAUAUAUAAACUUGAGGUAUUAGCUGGAAAUGCUAGAAAAGUAAGCGCGGUUCGUUUUGAACGAAUAAGCAAUGGCGACCAAAUAAUGGAGGCCAAAGAGGUAACUCGUCUUGUUCCCAAAAUCAUAAAGAAGAAGUGGAGCAGUGAUGAUGAGUCGGACGAUACUGAAUUUGAUGAGGAUUCAUUCCAAAAGAGACCAGAACAUGCUCUUUCUGAUUCCAAUGUAAUAGCUGAACAUGAAGAUGACAAUGAGAGUUAUGGCGGACAGUAGUUGUUACUUUCUCUCUUUCUCUCUAACUCUCUCUCUCUUCGCUCUAUCUAUUUAUCUAUCUAUUUUUACA